AAAUGGCCACGUUUAAACGAAGACUGAUUAUGAUUUAUGGAGUGGUUUGACUUUUGACACCGGAGACAAGCGCGUAACGGACGAUGGCCGGAAAUUGGUUGCUGCCGGCGGAAACCACCACUAGCGGUCGUCCAGUUCUUCGCCCCGGUGAGGUGGAGUCUUCUCUACAACCCUCCGUCGACCUGGUCAACGAAGAAAACCCUAAUUUGCCCAGUUUCAAGUCCGGUCUUCUCAUUCUGACCACCUACCGUAUCCUCUGGCUCCCUAACCCUGACUCAACUCCAUCCCCUUCGACCUCGGCGGCGGUGGCAGUUCCUCUCGGUGCCGUUACUCACAUCUUUCAGUCCAAGAAGUCUAUCAAGGGGAUGUUUGCCAGUCCUAGGGUUAGAUUCCAGGUGUCGGUUACGACUGAGGGAAGAGUGCAAGAGAGGGGUUCUAAAUCAAUGGUGAUUACAUUAGUUUUUCGAGGGAAAUCGGAUCCCGAUUCGUUUGUGGUGAAGUUCUGGGAGGCCUAUAGAGGAAGAGCAUGGGAAGGUUCAGUUUCUGCUUCGGCGGAAGGUGUGGAGGGUCCAGCUUUCUUGGGUGAUGGUGGUGGGUCAAGUAGUAGUGAUACAGGAUUGGCGUUGAAAAUGCCGGUGGUUGGGGUUUCAGGAAUACUGAGAAAGGAGCAAGAGAUGUGGGAGAGUACUGAUAAGAGCUUGCAGGAUGCAUUUCAAGACUUGAAUGCUUUGAUGAAUAAAGCUAAAGACAUGGUGAUGCUAGCUGAAAAAAUGAGGCAAAAACUUCUUUCCGGAUCGAAUUCUCAAGUCAAUGCGACAAAUGACGAGGAGAUGGGUUCCAAAGAAGAGAUGCAAGACUGGUUGUUAAGUGUUGGUAUUGUCUCCCCUGUCACAAAAGAGUCAGCUGGGGCCUUGUACCACCAACAGUUGUCUCGUCAGUUGGCUGAUUUCGUGAAAACUCCAUUAGAGAGAGCUGGGGGAAUAAUGAAUCUUAUAGAUAUCUACUGUCUCUUCAAUCGUGCCCGUGGAACAGAAUUGAUUUCACCUGAUGAUUUGCUGCGGGCAUGUUCACUAUGGGAGAAGUUCAAUGUUCCAGUAAUGCUCAAGAAGUUUGAAAGUGGGGUCAUGGUCAUCCAGAAUAAGUCGCACAGUGAUGAAGAGGUAUUUUCUAGAAUCAGAUCCCUAGUACAAAAGCCUGAUGCCCUUCAAAUUGGGGUCAGCGCCACUGACGCUGCAAGAACGCUCGGAAUUGCUCCAGCUAUGGCCAAGGAGCAUCUGCUUGCUGCUGAGAGCAAAGGUUUUCUAUGCAGAGAUGUGAGCCCUGAUGGUUUUCGUUUCUAUAUCAACAUAUUUCAAGACAUUGAUCCGAAUGAUGAAUACUUAGUGAAAGAGUAUGGGGUUUAUGAUUCAUGGAUUCGUGCUGCAAUUGCUUCCAGGUAAGAAGGGAUGACGAGCAACGACUAACAGCUUGGUAUCGAGAGUCAAGAUCCCCAUUUUGCACCAACUUUAAAUAAGGUAGCAUGGGAUAGGGAAGUAACACCUUUCAUAUGGUCAUUAAGAUUAGGGUGGUUCCCUACUCUUUCAAGGAAAAGAGAAGAUAAGGGUGAAAAGUGAUGGCAAUCUAAGAUGAAUGAUAUCUGGUCACUUUUCCUGCUUUUAUUUUUGAUUUAGUUGAACAGUCAUGAAAAGGAAGAUGAAUAUAUAUUUUAACCACUUGAGUGGAGUGCAUAACUUUAUACAGGUUUAAGUGUCUUUUUGAGUUGCUUCCAAGAACUCUCCUCAUUUAAUCACCACACUUGAUUUA
This is a messenger RNA of Cynara cardunculus var. scolymus (artichoke), 1803 nucleotides long. RefSeq names its product vacuolar protein sorting-associated protein 36. Gene Ontology annotation, cellular component: late endosome membrane; ESCRT II complex. NCBI's taxonomy places the organism in Eukaryota, Viridiplantae, Streptophyta, Magnoliopsida, Asterales, Asteraceae. The transcript has 9 exons. Gene Ontology annotation, molecular function: ubiquitin binding; phosphatidylinositol-3-phosphate binding. The record is from RefSeq and is a predicted model, not a curated record. The coding region runs from base 84 to 1439 and encodes 451 amino acids. Gene Ontology annotation, biological process: protein transport to vacuole involved in ubiquitin-dependent protein catabolic process via the multivesicular body sorting pathway.